Molecule: messenger RNA, 1620 nt
Organism: Formica exsecta
Lineage: Eukaryota; Metazoa; Arthropoda; Insecta; Hymenoptera; Formicidae
Gene: HSPBAP1
Product: HSPB1-associated protein 1
Exons: 4
Coding region: 182-1417 (411 amino acids)
Molecular function (GO): 2-oxoglutarate-dependent dioxygenase activity
Source: RefSeq, a predicted model, not a curated record
UGCCUACGAGUAGGAUUUUCGAACGCACCCUAACCAGGAUGUAAACAUGGGAGUAAUUUAACAGAGUCCAUGCGUAUACUUAAUUUAAAAUUGGAUUUUAAAAAGUAUCACGCAAUUUAAAAGUCUAAGAUUGUAAAAAAAGUGAUUAAACCUAAUAUUUAUAUCAUAUUGUUAAUUUAAUAUGGAUGGUCAUUCACUACCGUCGGUAGAAAUUUUGAAGUGUGCUUUACCAAAACUUCAAAAACCUAUAUUGUUUCGGAAUAUGCUGCGAAAUUUCGAUGGUUCAUAUGAAUGGAAAUUGCUCAAUUGGAGUUUUUCAGAUCUCGUUGAAAAAUUUGAAGACAAACAAUUACCGUUUCGAGUUGGCGAUUAUAAUAAGUGUAUGUAUACUCUUCAGCAUCAUCGUCGACGCAUAAGUCCUCCUACAAAACUUUGUAAAUUGACACUGCGAGAGUUUUUUAUAGCAACAGGUGAUACGACAAAAGAAGGAUAUGAUAAGUGGCUUUACUGUGACUACAAGCAUAUGAAGGAAUUUAGUGAUAAACCAGAAAUUAUCGAGUCUUUUAAUUGGCUUAAGUUCGGUGUUGAUAAAGAAUUUGGAGAAAAUGGAUUGUACUCUACUAUUUGGAUCGGAAGCAAAGGUGCUCAUACUGAUUGUCAUUGGGAUACCUAUGGUUACAACUUGGUGGCACAAAUACAUGGCAGGAAGCUAUGGUUACUUUAUCCACCAAGUGAUUCUUUGAUACCAGUUAGACUUCCUUAUGAGGAAUCAACUGUAUAUAGUAAAAUUGAUAUUUAUUGCUUGAGUAUGGAGGAGAGAGAUCUUUUACUGAAAAUCCCAGAUAAACCAAAAUUAAUAAUCCUUGAACCUGGGGAUGUUUUGUUUGUGCCUAAUGGCUGGUGGCAUUAUGUGGAAUCUUUAGAUAAUAUUACUGUGAGUGUUAAUAUAUGGAGAAAAUUAAAAACGGACAAUAGAGCACGAGUCAAGGAAGCUCUUGUUAAAUUAAUAGUAGCCAAAAUGAGAAACUAUAAGCAGUUUAAGAAUAAAAUUGAAUAUGUUGUCACUGAAUGCAUAAAAGAAGAGGAAAAGGAAAAAAAUGAGAAAACAGAAUUACCUCAAGAAACACCUUCAAAAAAAUUUAAACCUACUAUAUGGACAGCAGAAGAUUUAGCUGAACAAUAUCCUAAUUAUAUUGAGGUGUUACAUGACGCAGAAGAACAUGAAUUUAAAGAAUUCAUUGAAGAAAGACUGAAAAGAAAUAAAGAAAAAUACUCGCUGGAUGAAAAAAUUGCAUCCGAAGAUGAUAUAUCUAAUCCUAAUCAUUAUGACUCAUGUUUAGAAUCUGUUAUUAAUGCUUUAUGUCAUCCAGAUGUUAUUAGUAAAGCAGCACAAGUAUUAUUAGAAAGACAUUAUUGAUAUAAUGUAUAUAAUCAAUUAAUUUUUAACAAAUUUGUACAUAUGUAGAAACACACACACACACACGCAGAUAGUUUUAAAUAUUCUUAUCUGUAGCAAAAAAUUUGCAAGUUUUAUUCCAGUCUGUUAAUCAAAUAAUUUAAGACAUGAUAUCUCGUUUUUCUAUAAUAUAAUUCUAAUUCUUAAUAUACAUGUCUAAAAUA